This is a messenger RNA of Antrostomus carolinensis (chuck-will's-widow), 2215 nucleotides long. RefSeq names its product extracellular tyrosine-protein kinase PKDCC. Bases 1 to 1038 code for a protein of 345 amino acids. The record is from RefSeq and is a predicted model, not a curated record. Gene Ontology annotation, cellular component: extracellular region. The transcript has 7 exons. Gene Ontology annotation, biological process: skeletal system development; peptidyl-tyrosine phosphorylation. Gene Ontology annotation, molecular function: non-membrane spanning protein tyrosine kinase activity. Lineage: Eukaryota; Metazoa; Chordata; Aves; Caprimulgiformes; Caprimulgidae.
AUGUCCUUGGAAAGCAAAUACAAGAAGGAGUUGGAGCAUGGCCGAAAUUGCCAUUUAAAUGCUUUUGAACUGAAGAAGCCACUGACAGAUAAUAUUUUGGAGUAUUUGCCCUUCUUUAACAAUACUGCACACAAAAGUCCAUCAAGUAUAGCGAGACGCAAUUUCUGGCUGGGAAAAUGUGAUAAGUUUUGGCGCCUCUACGGCUAUUGUUACCAAGAUAGCAAUGACAUCCCAGACACGCUGACAACCAUCACUGAACUGGGCUCACCUUUAGAGAUGAUUCAGCUUUUACAGACUUCCUGGGAAGACAGAUUUCGAAUAUGUCUCAGCUUAGUUCGACUUCUGCAUUAUUUGGCUCACUCUCCUCUGGGCUCUGUGACAUUACUGGAUUUUCGCCCUCGGCAGUUUGUGAUCGUGGAUGGGGAACUGAAGGUGACGGAUCUGGAUGAUGCCAGUAUUGAGGAGAGCUCUUGCACCAGUAACAGUGACUGCUUUAUGGAAUUCCCUGCAAGGAACUUCACCCUGCCCUGUUCAGUUGAGGGACGGUGCCAGAAUAUGAACGAAAAGAGGAAUCUCUACAACGCCUACAGGUUUUUUUUUACGUAUCUUCUUCCACACAGUGCGCCAUCCUCACUGAGACCAUUACUGGAUAAGAUAGUCAAUGCAACAGGAGAACUUCAGUGGGGAAUAGAUGAGACGGCUGCUCAGCUAGAGAGAGUUUUGAAUCUGUAUAAGAGUGGAGAGUACCUACAGAACACGACGCGAAUGCCGAAAGCUGAGUACAGACGGGUGCCUGAAGCUUUUAUUCCUGAUGAGAACUACAGAUGCUGGCCAUCUUACCAUCAUAAGGGCUGCCUGCUCUCCGUGUUUGAUGUCAAUGAAGCCAUUGAGAUCUGUGACAGCUACUCCCAGUGCAAAGCUUUUGUCUUAACUAACCAGACAACUUGGACAGGUCGGCAGCUUGUCUUCUUCAAGAUGGCCUCAAAUCAUAUCAUGCCUGAUCCUGACAAGAUAACAUAUGUGAAGGUGACAGACUGACAGCUAAAGUGGCUCAGUCUGACGCGUGAGUGACAAGAGCUGUUUGUGUAUAAAUAUAGGCAGCUGUGAGGUAUAAGGCGGCUGUGGCCGGAGAGAUAAUUGCACUAUUACUCAUUCUAAUCUAUAGAGUGCUAAACAGAACUUUAAAGAAAUAACCUGCAUGACCAGGAUGAAUGUGCAAUAAAACAACAUUUUUAAAAUGUGAUUUUUUAAAAAAACAAAGCAGAAUACAAGAUAUGAUACACUGUUAGGGUAUAAUUUUGGUUAUAAAUCAGCUGGCAGCUCUGGCUUUUCUAACCAAGGUUAGCAUAAUGUUUCUGACCUGUGCUUGUGUGCACGGGGAUGAACGUUGAUCAUUUCUAUGGGAAGUCUGUAUCCUCUGCGCUGAUAUUUAUUUGGGCACGUACAAUCACAACAGAGUAACUGAAGCAUCUCAGUUUGUAAGCUGAAUAGCAAACAUUUCUGAAGACAAUCAGCAUUUGUGUUAAAGCUAUCACAUAUGCAGUGCUGGCGUAUUUGUCAAAAGGAAGGAACUGGUUCUGUUUAGGAUUGCAAGACUGUAGCUACUUUUCAUACUUUUUGCUUCCAAUGUUAUAAUGAAGUUUCAUUUUUAAUUUAAAAGAGCCAUUUUGUAGGUCUAGCAAAUCACAUAAGCAUAUGAAUAGUCCCACUGAAAGGGUAGGGACUUACCCAAGUGCCGAGUGCUUUGCUGAAUAGGGAUAGGCCUAAGCAUAUGCUUACAAUUAAGCCUGUGCUUAAGACUUUUGUUGAAUCGAGUUUGAAUUGUUCAGGAAGCCACAUCUUUGACAGACUGGCAAAGCAAUCCAGCUGGUGGAGCAGUACUACUUUAAUGACUAUCUGGCAGUUACUCGUACUUUUUAUCAUCAAAUCCUUGGUUUUCUAAGGCACCGCUUGCUAAUUCUUAGAGUGAAUGAAGUAAAUGACCUUAAUAAUGGCAAAUGAAUGCUAGCCUUAAUUAUCUAUAAAAUGCAUUUUACAGGCAUGGUGUGUCUAGAGAAUUUGCUUUCAGUGAAAGCAAUAAAGUAAAUGCUAAAGUGACCAAUGUCAUACUGUUUUGUAGUUUGUACAGUCAGGAAAAAAAAUGUGCUUUUGUUUCUCAAAUUGUUUAUUUUUGUAAAAAAAGAAAUAAAAGAUAAAUACUAUUUGUUUCAUACUU